UUCUGCUGAUGCAAUUCCUACCAAGAGUGAACCGAAAUGAUGCAAAGAGUUUACACACAUUUGCUACGGCAUUCAAGAACACAAAGAUGUCCAUGUCGAUCAGUCACUUCUCAGGUACCUAGGACAGCGCCAUUGAAGAAGCCUUUCUGGAAAGAUGCCAACAAUUAUUUAUUGAUAUGUCCAAUAACAUGUGUAGGUUUAGCAAUCUGGCAAGUGAAAAGAAAAGAAUGGAAAGAAAAUUUGAUAGACACUAUCAAAGAACGAUAUGAAAUGGAUCCAAUACAGUUACCCAAAGAUUUGUCAACAGUAAAAGAUUUUGAUUUGUACCCAGUGAAAGUAAGAGGACAUUUUGAUUAUGCAAAUGAAGUAUAUAUAGGUCCACGUUCGGAUACCCCCGAAAGAAGACACCAAACACUAGGGGGUAAAGUCUCAGGGGUUUAUGUGAUCACACCUUUCAAACUUGCAGACAGGGAUGAAAGCAUAUUAGUUAACAGAGGAUGGAUCGAAAAUGAUUAUUUUGCCCUCGAGGAGAAUAGGAAAAAGGCACAG
This is a messenger RNA of Ruditapes philippinarum (Manila clam), 549 nucleotides long. RefSeq names its product SURF1-like protein. The record is from RefSeq and is a predicted model, not a curated record. Gene Ontology annotation, cellular component: mitochondrion; membrane. Lineage: Eukaryota; Metazoa; Mollusca; Bivalvia; Venerida; Veneridae. The transcript is spliced from 5 exons. Gene Ontology annotation, biological process: mitochondrial respiratory chain complex IV assembly. The annotation marks the transcript as partial.